AUUUACGCAAGCGUGCCAACUGACAGUGAGCGCGUCCUGCUAAUAAUUUUGUUAAAAGUCGAGGUAAAAACUGUUCUCCCAAUUUGUUGUUACUUUUUUUAAAUAAUGACUGAAACUGUCGAUGGCAUUGUUGGUGAAGUACAUCUUGAGGAGUUAGUAAAAGAUGGUACAAUUUUUGAACUCAAACCCAAUAUCCUAGAAGCUGAAUGCAUUCACGAUGCUGAAAGUACUGAAGCACUUCAAGAAUAUUUAAAACUCGAAUGUCUUGGCUUAGACACCCCUUCCUAUGAUGGCGAAGAACCAUUUACAACAAUAGCUAAAGACAUGAAUAAUUUGCUACAAAAUGGAAAAAUCAAGAAAAAAAUUAUCAGAGACGGAUAUGGCCCACCAGUCGACAAUUUAUCAAGUGUCACAAUUAAUUACAACGCUUAUGUGCAAUUUGAGGCCCAUCCAUUUGACUCGAGUUAUGCCCGAAAAUCACCGUUUUCUUUCACAGUUGGUCAAGGAGAAGUCAUCGAGGGUCUAGACCUUGCAGUGCAAUCAAUGAAAAUCAAUGAAAAAUCUCAAUUCUUAAUCGAUCCCGAAUUUGCAUACAAAGACAGUGGUUUGAACAGAAUCCCACCAAAUUCCGUGGUGUUAUUUGAAAUCGAAUUAUGUACAAUUAAAGAAUGUUUAACUCAAAAUACACAAGAAGUUAAUGAAAAAGAAUUUAAACAUGUGCACCCGAAAUGCUUAACUCUUUGCGUCAAGGGCAAAGACAUGUUUCGUCUAAAAGACUACCAAGGUGCAAUCAAACAGUAUACAACAGCAGUGAAUAAAUUAGAAGACGCACUUUUGGAAAAUUACGACGAACAAUUAAAAUGUGAAGAACUUUUAGUUCGUUUAUACACGAAUUUGUUGGUUUGUUGCACACAUGCAGAGAUCCCUAAACGCGGCUGUCUCUUUGCACAAAAAAUUUAUGAAAUGGCCAAAAAUGAUACAUUUAAAGUGUCAGCCAAAGUAUUUUUCAAUCAUGCCAAAUGUCAAAGAAUGUUAGGUAGUUAUAAUAAAGCGGAGAGGAAUUUUUUACAAGCCCGAGCAUUAGAACCCAAAAAUGAAGAAAUAAAGCAAGAAUUGGAUAGUUUAAUAAAGGCAAAAGAAGAGUUUAAAAAGCAACAGGCGAAACUGGGAAAGGCGCUCCUUAGCUCAUAAUUUAGAUAAUUUACAAAAAUAAAAAAAAAUUGUGAAUAA
Tribolium madens (black flour beetle) is the source of this 1230-nucleotide messenger RNA. It is a transcript of the gene shu, whose product is annotated as inactive peptidyl-prolyl cis-trans isomerase shutdown. Gene Ontology annotation, molecular function: protein binding; peptidyl-prolyl cis-trans isomerase activity. Bases 106 to 1191 code for a protein of 361 amino acids. The transcript is spliced from 2 exons. NCBI's taxonomy places the organism in Eukaryota, Metazoa, Arthropoda, Insecta, Coleoptera, Tenebrionidae. The record is from RefSeq and is a predicted model, not a curated record.